Closterium sp. Naga37s-1 is the source of this 2565-nucleotide messenger RNA. The record is from the annotation of a GenBank genome assembly. Lineage: Eukaryota; Viridiplantae; Streptophyta; Zygnematophyceae; Desmidiales; Closteriaceae.
AUGAGGUCGUCGUCGGGCCGCACGAAUGCGGGAGCAGCCGGGAUGGGCUUCACGUCGCCGCUCGACGCAGACGCCGCCGAGGCGCGUCGGCUCCAACGUGCCGCGCUGUUGCAAGCGCGCGGCGGGCCCAACUCCAUGGAGAAGCGAUUCCUGCGCUUUAUAUCGGCCGGAACCUUCCUGGAUUCUGCCACCCUGAGCUCCGUCGCGCCCAUCCUCCCGGGCUACGCGCGCCGCUUCGGCCUGACGCAGCACGCCGUCACGCUGCUCCUCGCGGCGCGCAACGUCACGUCCGUGCUCGCGUCGCUUCCCAUAGGCGUGCUCCUCCUCUUAAUCUCCGUCCCCACCAUCUUCGCCGCGACCUUCUCCCUCUCCACCCUAGCCUCUCUCUCCCUCGCGUUUCCCCUCGCCGGGGCAGGCUCGCUUGCUGCUGCCCUGGUUCUCCAAGGCGUCGCCACCCAAUCCGUGCGCAGCGUCGGGCUUUUUUUCGCUGCCCGGGUUUGCGGGUCAGGCGCGUCAUUGGACGAGGUGGUGGAUCAGCUCGCGCAGAAGGGCAGCGAGGGGCUGCACAAACUUUUGGGCUCGGGCAGGCUGUGGACUGCCCGGGGCAGAACGUCGUUAAGUUAUGGUUUGGUGGGGGAUGGGAGGAGAGGGACAAGUAGCCUUAGCGGUAUCAGCAACACUCCUUACGAAAGGCUUACCCCUUCCCAGCAGCAGCAGCAGGAGCAGCAGGAGCAGGAGGAGGAGGAGGAAGAGCAGCAGCAGCAGGAAAUAGAGGGGCAGGGAUGGAGGGAGUUUUCAGGAGGGAGAGAAGCUGCAUGGAGCGAAAGAGAGACACAGGUUAGAGGGAGAGGGAGAGGGAGAGGUAGAGGAGGAGGGAGACGUGGAGGAAGAGGAGGGAGAGGGGAGCGAAGGGCACGAGUCGGGGGCGUUGGUGCUCCAGGCUCGGCCGGAGCAGGAGCAGGAGGAGGUUCGGCAUCCGAAGGUCUGUUUGUGGUUCGGAGCGGUGACCAGGUAUUCAGAUCGGCAGCAGCAGACUACUCCCUCACAGGCACCCACUUCCCCACCGCCUUUGCAGACGGCAUGGACGGCACCCCCUCCGGAGCCUCCUCCGCAGCUUCCUCCGCAGCUUCCUCUGCGGAAUCCUCUCUGCUGAUCGGCGUGAUUGGCUCGUUGCUGGGUUGGGCGUCACUGGGAACGCUCAUCGGGCCGCUGUUUGGCUCGUUUGCUUACCAGUACCUGUCGCCGUGGAUCGCGUAUCUCGUUGCGGCUGUGGCAGCGGCGGCGCUCGCAUUCCUCUCCUUCCUGCUCUCGCCUGAAGCACACUCCCUCGACCGCCUCGAGUUCCAGCUCAGCUGGCGCAAGAAAAAACAGCAGAAGCAGCAGCAGCAGCAGCAGGAGCAGGAGGAGGAAGAGAUGGAGGAGCAGGAGGAACCGCAGCUGCAGCAGCAGCAGGGUAACCCGGGGUCCUACGCACUCACAAAUACCUCCUCUAACCCCCCCGGUGCUGACUCCUUGCACUCUUCUUCACCCGGGCCUGUGUCACUAGGCCUCGCUUCUGCCUCUACAGCAGAACCCGGCCCUGACUCUAUCGUCAGUCCAGGUUUCCAGGCGGGCAGCGGGCAGGUGAUGGUAAAUUUCGAGGCGCUAGGGGUAGAGCCGCCUCCGGAACCUUCCGACCUGCCCGACUCAUUCUUUUCGUCGUUUGCGUCUCGUCAGGAUGACCCUUCAGGUGCCCCUUCAGGGGGGGCAGAGUAUAAUGAUGGAGACUUUGUGCUGACACGGAGAUUCGAACCCAUGACCUCUGCCUCGAACCCAGCAACUGCUGCUGUUCCUGCAGCUGCCUCUGCUCCUGCUGACGGCUCCGAACACACUCCACAACCCGUCAACUCUUCCUCUUUUUCUGCACAGCCACACCACUCCUCUCCUUCCUCACAAACCGUCAACUCCUCUCCUGCUCCACAGCCCCGCAUGCCUACCCCUCAGGCGCCCCUGCCCACUAGUUCCGUCCCCCUCAUCCCCCCUCCCAACCCCACACCUGACAGUGCGAUGGUGACUGCUUCUGCCCCUGUUGCCCCUGCUCUUGUUCCAUCUGCCCGUGCCGCUGCCUCUGGCGGAUCUUCCACUGCCGUUACCUCUGAACCUGAACCUGCAGCUGCCUCUGGUGCUGGAGGCCUGGGAGCUGCUGCUGUUAUGGGUUCAGGCGCUUCUGUCGAAGGUGGUGCUGCUAGCACAGAGGCAGAAGGGGGUGCGGAGUGGCACGAGGUGCCUCUGUCAGGAGACUCCACCCACGCUGCUGCUUCUGCCAUGAGCCAUGUCCCACUCUCACAUGAUGAGCACGAGCACGCCAUGAGCCAUGGCCUACAUUCCCAUAGCCUGCAUGCCAUGAGCCAUGUGCCGCAUUCACAUGAUGAGCGCCCCAUGAGCCAUGAAUCAUCAACAGCAGUUGAAGGAGGCGCUGAAAGGGGGCUGGCAGGAGCCAACCAGCACCGCCACCAGCACUGCCACCAGCACCACCACGGCAACAAGCAAUCUCCCUCGGGGUGCCCCUACCAUCCCUCCUCUUGA